Messenger RNA from Fimicolochytrium jonesii, 4029 nucleotides. Its product is annotated as muts domain V-domain-containing protein. The coding region runs from base 28 to 3930 and encodes 1300 amino acids. Gene Ontology annotation, cellular component: nucleus. Lineage: Eukaryota; Fungi; Chytridiomycota; Chytridiomycetes; Spizellomycetales; Powellomycetaceae. The transcript has 8 exons. The record is from RefSeq and is a predicted model, not a curated record. Gene Ontology annotation, biological process: mismatch repair; chiasma assembly. Gene Ontology annotation, molecular function: ATP-dependent DNA damage sensor activity; ATP binding; mismatched DNA binding.
GUUCUCACGCGUCGUGGGAACUUUCUCAUGGAGUACUCUCUGCCAUCUUGCGGUUCGUCUCCCAAGCAGAGCAGCAUCGAAACUCGCAGGACAGUCGCAGGAGAGGUGGUGUCUUCUUCUGCUCAACAGGGGCGUGGUGGUCGCUCAUGCUCGGUCUUCUGUAUCUUUGUCGGUCUCAACUCCUUAAGGCAUAGAAAUCACGACUGUCCAGCGAUGGCUAACAGCCCUUCAACCACGGCCAUGGAAGGCAGCAUGGAAGGACUUACAAGGGGAUUCGGUGCGGGCGAUUCUCAGAAGCAGAAUGGUGGCAACAUUACCGAUGGAGAUUGUCUACCCGACCUUCGCUUCCUUCCGGACGUUGGGGGUACCUCGUCCAGCUUCAGCGACUCCAACUUUAUGCUGGGUGGACAAGAGACGCUCUUGCAGGAAGAUGCCCUGGCAGCCCCAGACUCCUUCCUAGAAUUCUGGCCAAUCGAACGCGACGUUGAGGAAGAUACGGCAGCGGGAGUUGCGGAACAACCUAUUGGUGAAGCCUCGCAAGUGGGAAACGGGUUUGAAGACGCUAUGGAACAGCACGCGCAACCUGCGGAGUUCUCCGUCGUCGAGAGCACAAUGACUAAUGAAAGCCAGCAUACCCAAGAGGGUUCCGAUGCGCUUGUCUCUCAUCGUUUCUUAUCGAAAGCGGCUUCCCACGAAGUUGUCCGAGUUCGAUCCAUGUCUACUGAUACACACGCGAGCAUGAUCCCGAGCUCAAAGCGCGGGUCAAUCUCAGCCGCGGCCGCCAAUGAACAAGAGGAUUGCAUGAUGACCGAUAUCCAGCAACCCUUCCCUGGUGCAAAAAAGCUGACCGUCAGUCAUUCGGCCAGCGAAAUCGUCAACAUUUUCUCUGAUAGAUGUAGUAUUGCGGGAUCGGUGCCGAACAAACGAGAACUUGCGGCCGCGCAGGAGAGCUCAAACCCUCGACAAGUACCAGAAACCGCAAUUACCCGGGGAGGUUUCGAUGACAACGAAAGCAUAGAUACGAGCGUUACUGGGCUUAGCGCAACAUCACGAUUACGACGCUCUGAGGACGCCGCUCAAUUAAAACGUUUAAAGGCGGAACCGGGGACGUCGCACCACUUUGCUCCCAGAGGCGUGACGCUUGCUGAAAGAGAACGCUCUGUGGAGUCGCACGACGACGCGACAUCCGUCGCAGCAAGCAGUGUAACAUGGUCUCAAAUGAGUCGAGCAUCACAAUCUCCGGGAAGGGAACAUACCCCUCUGAGGCGUGCACUAAUGCGCCCGGCGUCGCCAGAAAGCAGCAUCGGUUCGCCUUUACCCAAACGCCGUCGCGUGCCAGAAGUUGAUCUGGUGCCACCUUUCCUCGGGAGCGUGCCGUCAGACGAAACUUCGAGACCCAUGUCGCAUCUCAAAGAAGAACGACACGUUCGCUUUCAACAAGAAGGUUCGACCAACGGCACACAUUCGGACGACCACCCUGAAGGACUGGCAUUCGAGAAAAAUGUUCUAGCACUAUCGUACCGGCGUGGGAAGAUAGGUGCUGCAUACUACAACGUCGCGGACUCGGUCCUGUUCCUGAUGGAAGACGCCAACGAUGAUCAGCAUUUCGAGAUCGUCCAGCUUUUGAAGUUUCAAGUGCAGCCGUCGACGAUCAUUGUCAGUGCUAGGGCCGAUGAUGACUUUGUAGCCGCCGUUACUGCGGCAGAUGAGAGAUUAGGCUCUAUCGAGAUCGCCGUGCGUCCAUCAACCGACUUCAUUUAUCAAACCGCGAAAAACAAAAUCCUCUCACUGCAUGUAGACGAGUUCGAUGGACCCGAUCUGGAUCAGCCAGGGCAAGCAAAUCCUUCCAUUUCGGGCAACAAGCUGUCGAUGAUGUUCCAGUUAGAGAGCAUCAUCUCACUCGAAAAUCAGGAGAUGGUGUGCUGUGCUGGGGCUCUCCUAAACUACAUAAGCAAAGCAAAGCUGACUGGCGCCAUCUUGGAGCGAAAUAUCGACAUGGAGGUCGCCAAAGUCGAGCAAUUCAAUCUCAAAAAGUACAUGCAGAUUAAUGCCGACGCCAUGUGGUCCCUGCAAAUCUUCCAAGACGAAGCUCAUCCGAACAUGUUCAGCAAACGGAGCAAAGAGGGGCUAUCGUUAUUCGGAAUCCUAGACAAUACCAAAACGCCACUGGGACGGACACUAUUGAAACAGUGGUUUCUUCGACCCUCAAUGGAAGUUGAAGUGAUACGCCAGCGCCACGCUGCAGUCGAGUUCUUUUUAAUGACCGAUAUACGAUAUGAGGUCGAUCAACUGCGCGCGGCUCUGAGAAAUAUAAAGAACAUACCGAGGGCUCUGAGGAAAAUGAAAAGCAAAGCGACUAUCCCGGAAUGGCAGAUGAUCCUGAAAUUUGCCUAUUACUCUCUCAAAGUUCGAGGAAUCCUGCGGGAGAUUACCACGGAAGCGCAAUUGACGCUGCUGCAAAAGAUGAACGAAGUCUGCAACGUCCAAGAACUCAAAAGUGUCGGUUCCCUCAUCAACAACGUGGUGGACUUUGAUGCGUCCGUGAAUGAAGCGCGAUUUGUCGUUAAACCUCAUGUCGAUGACGAACUGGACGAGAUGAAGCGAACCUACCACGGCUUGGACGAUCUUCUGUCUCAAGUUGCGCACGAACUCGGAGACAUAAUUCCGCCGGAAUUUGCGACUUCGAUGAACGUGAUCUAUUUCCCGCAGCUGGGCUACCUUAUCACCAUCCCUCUCAAGGAAGGGAUGACGAAUCAGGAGGAUUUUGUCAUCGAGGGACUCCAUUUCCAGUUCUGUACUUCGAAUACCGUGUACUACAAAAGCGAUCGUAUGUUUGAACUCGACGAAACGAUCGGGGAUAUCCAUUCGAUCAUCGUCGACCGUGAGAUCGAGAUAAUGCAGAAGCUGCAGGAGACUGUGCUCACCUAUCGUAGCACCCUGGUGAAAACGGCGGAAGUGUGUGCGGAGCUAGAUUGCAUCUUGUCGCUGGCGGAAGCAGCUGCAAAAUAUCACUAUUCGCGCCCCGAAAUGAAAGAGGAAAACGUAUUGCAGAUACGGAACGGAAGACAUCCGCUCCAGGAGCUUUGCGUGGAUGUCUUCGUCCCAAACAACACUCAGUUAGGCUUCGACGACAACUCGGCUCGGAUUGUCUUGCUUACCGGCGCAAACUCGUCGGGAAAGUCGAUCUAUCUCAAGCAGGUGGCUCUCAUAGCAUUCAUGGCACAGAUUGGAAGCUUUGUCCCCGCCGAGCGCGCCACAAUUGGACUCACAGACAAGAUCCUGACCAGAGUGCAGACUCGGGAGUCUGUCUCAAAGUUGCAGAGCACCUUCAUGAUUGAUGUCAAUCAGGUCGGAGUUGCGCUAGCGUGCGCUACUGCCCGCUCGCUUGUGCUUUUGGAUGAGUUCGGGAAGGGAACAGACAUUACUGAUGGUGUGGGUCUGCUUUGCGGUGUGAUUGAGCAGUUUGCUGCACGCGCACAUGAGUGCCCGAAUGUCAUUGUUGCUACACACUUUCAUGAAAUCAAUACUCACAAUUUGUUGAACGUGUCGCCGCAACUGCUGCAAGAUUGCACAAUGGAGAUUCUGGAGACGCAAGGCUCUAAUGGACUUACCUUCCUGUACCGUAUAUCUCCUGGCCGUGCUACUUCCUCAUGGGGCGUUCACUGCGCUGCACUCGCUGGAAUGCAGGAAGACGUUCUUCGUCGAGGACGGGAGGCAUCAGAGAAACUCGCCAAAGGGGACCCCAUGGUGCCAACUCUCACGACAGCCGAUCUGAAGCGGAAAGAGAUAAGCCACGUGAUAGCCAAAGUCUUUAUGAACUUCGAUGUUGAAAACGAUCCUUUGGACAACUUGUGGGUACAUGUAGAUGGGGCUAUUGCGGAAUUUGACGAGAGUCGGGGACAGUCUGUUUCUGCAUCCGUGUCCUAUUAGAUCGGGGGUUGGCGUAGAUGAUCGGUUGAAGAACAUCGGAAGAUAUGAUAUGUAGACUCUCUUCGCAUUGUGAUGUAAUGCACUAUGUACAAACAAAGG